AUGGCAAGCAAUGAUGUGAUUUUUAGGGUUCAUUAUGGGGGCCGGUUUGACCGGCGACAUAGGUGCACGUAUGUUGGUGGGAAUAUAGGGUUGUAUGAAGAACCUUAUGACUUGGAUUGUCUAUCAUUUUUUGAGAUCGAAAAUGUAGUUAAAAAAUUUGGAUACCAUCCAGGUGACCUUGUUUACUAUUGUGAGGCCGGUAAAGAAUUAGAAGACGGGUUAGUUUUCUUAACCUCAGAUGAGGAUGUCGUGAAAAUGGCUGAUGUAUUUUUAGGUCAUAAACUUGUUGUGCUAUACAUUGUUGCUUUUUCAAAGUCUGCUAAUGAAUUAGUCCCAAAUGUGAGUGAGGUUGAAGAGGAUGAUGGAGUUGAGGAAAGGAGGAUGAAGGAUGUAAAUGACCCAUACUGGAGGGCAUUGAUGAGUGAUGAUGAGAACGAUGCAUGGGAUGUACCUGACGAAUCAGAAGAUAGUGAUUCUUAUUUUGAUGAGCAGGGUGAUUCUGAGGAGGGUGGUGAUUCCGGUGAGGAGGAGGGUGGUGAUGGUGGCCAUGAAGAGGCAGCCCAACAAGAUAGGACUCAUGUUGGUGGGUUAGAAUAUCCAUCUAAAUUGUUGGAUGAUGAGGAAGAGGAUGAGGUAUCCUCUAAUUUGGCCAGAAGUGAUGUUUUGGUAAGUCCUCCUAAAAGUGAUGAGGAGUUUGAGGAGACUAGUGGGGUUCGGUGUGUUACUAGGGUUUCUCAAUUCGAAUAUGUGGACAUGGAAGACCCGCAUUUGGAUGUGGGCAUGUCAUUUGAGUCAGCAGCUCAAUUUAGGAAAGCUGUGAGGGAAUACAAUUUGUUCAGGGGAAAGGAUGUUCAGUUCACAAAAAAUGAUGGGGACCGGAUCAUUGGAGUCUGUAGGAAUAAUGCCAAGGGUUGUCCUUGGAGAGUUUAUGGUUCAUUGGUACCGGGUGAGAUGACUUUUAUACUUAAGUCACUGAACCCUAACCACCGGUGUACAAGAUGUUACAAGUCCUCAAUUGUAACUUCUAGGUGGAUUGCGGACAAGAUGUUCCACAAAUUCAAGAUACAGCCAAACUAUCCACUUACAGCUCUCCAUGACGAUGUAAAAAGGAAAUGGAAUGUUGAUGUCAGUUUUAGGCAACUGUACAGUGCUAAGGUGAAAGCCAAAGAAUUUAUAGAAGGUAAGCACAAAGAGCAGUACAAGCGGCUAUGGGAUUAUUGUGCAACGGUUAGGCAAACAAAUAGAGGGAGUACAAUGUUGAUGAAAGUUGAACGACCUACUUUAGAUGUCCCACCUACUUUUCUACGGUUGUAUAUGUCUUUGGCAGCAUGCAAAUACGGUUUCAGACAGGCUUGUAGGCCUAUGAUAGGUGUGGAUGGAUGCUUUCUCAAGGGACGCUAUGGGGGGCAACUGUUGGCUGCUGUUGGGAGAGAUCCCAAUGACAACAUUUAUCCCAUUGCCAUGGCUGUGGUUGAAGCUGAAAAUAAGGACAGUUGGAGUUGGUUUCUAGAGACAUUGGUGGCUGACCUUGGUCCAAAUGGAAGUAAUGGGUGGACAUUCAUCUCUGAUAGGCAAAAGGGUUUGAUUCCUAGUUUCGAGGAUGUGCUACCAACCGCCCCGCAUCGCAUAUGUCUGAGACAUUUAUAUGCGAACUUUAGGGGUGAUGGGCAUAAAGGAUUGGUUUUGAAGGAUAAGUUGUGGAAGGCAGCUUCCGCCUAUAAUAUUCAUGGAUUUGACCGGGAAAUGGCUGCAAUGAAGAGGAUGAGUCCAGGCGCACAUGCUUACUUGGAGAAGAUUGACCCACAUACCUGGGCUAGGGCUUAUUUCGACGUAGGCCCGAAGUGCGAUUUGGUAAUGAACAACCUCUGUGAGUGCUUCAAUUCGUAUAUUAUCAAAGCACGGGACAAGCCAAUCCUUACCAUGCUAGAGAUGAUCAGGAAGAAGUUGAUGAGGCGGUACCAGAAGAAAAGGCAGGGAAUUAGGGAGUAUGUUGGGGAAUGA
Alnus glutinosa is the source of this 2001-nucleotide messenger RNA. RefSeq lists its product as uncharacterized. The transcript has 2 exons. Gene Ontology annotation, biological process: DNA transposition. NCBI's taxonomy places the organism in Eukaryota, Viridiplantae, Streptophyta, Magnoliopsida, Fagales, Betulaceae. The record is from RefSeq and is a predicted model, not a curated record. The coding region runs from base 1 to 2001 and encodes 666 amino acids. Gene Ontology annotation, molecular function: transposase activity; DNA binding.